Messenger RNA from Aptenodytes forsteri (emperor penguin), 4742 nucleotides. It is a transcript of the gene BCORL1, whose product is annotated as BCL6 corepressor-like 1. Gene Ontology annotation, molecular function: transcription corepressor activity; protein binding. The coding region runs from base 1 to 4683 and encodes 1560 amino acids. Gene Ontology annotation, cellular component: nucleus. The transcript is spliced from 13 exons. Gene Ontology annotation, biological process: negative regulation of transcription by RNA polymerase II. The record is from RefSeq and is a predicted model, not a curated record. Lineage: Eukaryota; Metazoa; Chordata; Aves; Sphenisciformes; Spheniscidae.
AUGAUCUCUACAGCACCUCUCUAUAGUGGGGUGCACAACUGGACCAGCACAGAGCGGAUUCGCAUGUGUGGCCUCAACGAGGAGAGGAGAGCCCCCCUUUCUGAUGAAGAGUCUAAAACGAGCAGCUCCCAGCACUUGGGGUCUCAAGAGUUUUGCGUCAGCAGCAGCCUUUCCAAGGUGGAGCUCACAGCAGUCAGCGGUGGUGGCAGCAGUGCCCAGGGGCUGGAUGCUGAUGGCAAGGUGGAGGAAAAGCUUGGGCCCAAACUGGAAGAGCAGCCACCUGAUCCCAACCCAAACCCAGAGUGUGCGGGACAGACUGUGAAAGAUGAUGCCCUGGGCCCUCUGGCAAGCCAGGGGGAUGGCAGAGGGCAGGAGCCCGCAAUCCCCAGAGCUGCCGAGCAGGAGAGCAGUGGUGCUGAUGCUGCCUGGACACCUGCAGAUCCUCACAGUGACAAGCAGGCUGAUGCUCCUCCAGCCUGCUCCGUGGCUCCAGAGAUCGAGCCUGCCGGGAAGGAGAAAACCACCCCAAGCACUGGAGCACAAGGGCCAGGCGUGCUGGCAGAAGGGACAUUGUCUGUGGUUGUCUCCAGCUGCAACACCUCUGCCUCCACUCCUGCUACUUUUACUUUGAACAGAGUGUGCUUUCCCACAUCUCAGGCCCCUGCUAUGCAAAAAAUGCCCCUGUCCUUUCAGGCUGGGGCAGUUCUGAGCCCGAGCCAGUCGCUGGUGUACAUCCCACCACCCAGCUGCGGGCAGCCGCUCAGCGUGGCUACACUUCCAGCCACCUUGGGGGUCUCCUCCACACUCACCCUCCCCGUCCUGCCUUCCUACCUACACGAGCGUUGCCUGCCGGGCAUUAUCGCUUCCCCAGAGUUGCGCUCCUACCCCUACACCUUCUCCGUCACCAGACCCUUGGCUUCAGACGCCAAAGUGGUGUCUGUGGAGGUGAAUCAGCUUAGCUGCCCUUCGCCCUCAGGCGGAAGCGGUGCCCAGGCUGCUGCCGAGGGCGCUCCCCCGUCCACCGCUGGCCCUUCCCUCUCAUCCAGCCAGCCUCCGCUGGCAGCAUCGUGUGGGAGCGCUGCUCCCUCUUCUGGCACCGGUGCGCAUGCCAGAGCCCCGGCCGCUCCCGAGCCGCACGCACCGGGGGCUGCCACUUCACUCUCUCCUCUGAAGUCCCCUCCACAGCUAGAGCGUGAGAUGGUCUCCUCUCCAGAGUGCAGCGAGAUGCCUCUCGAUCUCUCCUCCAAGUCCAAUCGUCAGAAACUGCCUCCACCCAGUCAACGCAAAACACCUCCUAUGCCCAUCCUCACACCUGUGCACACCAGCAGCAAAGCGCUUCUCACCACAGUCUUGUCCAAGUCCCAGCGCACGGCCCAGACUACGGGCAGCAGCGUCACCUCAUGUCUUGGCACCACCCCUCCCUUAGUCAUCUUCCCCGAGUUCCUGCGCAACGGUGAGCAGGGCUCCUGGGUGAAGAACACCACGCUCAUCAGCACCAUUCCAGGCACCUAUGUUGGCGUUGCCAACCCGGUGCCUGCCUCGCUGCUGCUCAGCAAGGACCCUGGUGUGAGCUUCAGCAGGGACCCGCGCCACCUUCCCAAGCAGGAGCCUAUUUCUAUCAUCGAUCAGGGAGAGCCUCGCAGUGCUGGGGUUCCCUGUGGGAAGAAAGCCAACCAGGUCAGCACAGAAGGACAGCAGGAUCCUGCCAGGAGACUUCUUCAUGGCAGAGUUGCUCCAGGAGCUCCUUUGUGUCAGUCCAAGGACAUCUCCACCUGGAAUCCCGGCCAGGGAAGUGUAUACCCACGAUGCCCUGUGAAUGGAAAACCUUCCAAUCCUCAGCUUCUGCCUCUUGGCUGGUCUCCUUAUCAUCAAACCCCCCUGCUUUCAAUUGGCAUCUCCACAGCAGGGCAGCUGCCCCCAAACCAGAAUAGCUCCUGCAAGCCAGCUGGUGCAGGUGAGCUCCCGACAUUCCCAAGUGUGCAGCCCACAGAGUCCAGCACAGCCGCCCAGAGCCUGCCCGAGGGGCUGCCCAGGCUCCCACCUCAGGAACGGGAAGCUGCAGCCAAGAGCAAGAGCUGCCGGGCUUUGCCCAAGCUCUACGAGGAACAGGCCAAUCCAGUCCCUUUGGAUGCAGGUCCAUCUCUUCAGAACAGUGCUUUGGAUGUGAAAGAGGGGAAGGGGAAGCUGGACAACCCUCAGAAGAGUCAAGAGUGUGAUCAACCAGAGGCUGACUCCAGUAAGGAGGGCAAUGCACAGACUGAGGCUCCUCAGGGGAGCUGUAGCCUCAAACAGUUGGAUGCAAGGCCUAAAAACCAAGUGUUAGCGGCAUAUUUGUCACACGAUCUGCCCACGGCUGGGCAGCAGAGCCUGCGAAUGAUUUCAGAGGUGCCCACUGUGCCCAUGGAGAGUCAACACAAGGAGCUGGGCUGCGAAGGCUCCCAGGAGCCACCAGCUGCAGAGCCCCUCCAGUGCGUCCGUCAGGUGGAUCUGUGCAGGGUCAAGAAGGAGCGAGUGGAGUGUGACAUGUCAUUUACUUCUGUGACUUGCCUGCGAGCUGGGACUGCUCCCCAGGCCUUUGCUGAGGUCAAGCUCAAAGGAGCAGGCCAAAUCAAGCAAGAGGGCAGCGUGCGCUGCAAGUCCAAGCGGCAGCAUGAUGGGGACACCAGGCAGGCCCGCAAGAGACUGAAGUGCCAAGCCCAGGACGGCGAGGAGUCCCCAAGCAAAUCGGGGAGCCGGAGCGUGCAUGGCCGGAAGUGGCGAAAACACCAUGACAAUCCGCAUGAACUCAGCAAGCGAGAAGGCCGAACCGGCCUGGGAUCAGUGAAGGAUCACAACAGCCUCAGGGUAAAGCGUAAGCGCAGGAGGCCAGCGAAGACGGAGUUCCCAUCUCCGGCGCACCGCGGGGACAGCCACGAGGAAGGUUACCUUGAGAAGAAGUCCAAGAACAACUUUCGGGAUUUCAUUCCGGUGGUGCUGAGCAGCCGGACGCGCAGUCAGUCAGGAAGCGCCGCUGGCUCUUCUGCUGGCGUGACAGGAGAGUGUGAUGUGACUGGUCAGGAGAUUUUACCGUUGCUGGAGGAGGAUCAGGAAGAAGAGGAGGAGGAAGAGGAGGAGGAGACAUCCUUGAAACGUCGCAAGCUGCGAAAAUCCCACAGGACAUCACGCUAUCACAGUCGCAGGGCCAGGGACAGGUCUCUGUCCGAGAGGAGCAGCUGUUACACGAGGAGGACCCGGGAGCUGCCCUGGAGAGUGGAAUCACCCAGGCAGCUGUGGGAGCCCAAUGAGGAGGAGGAAGAUGACAGCCACAUCAAAAGGAAGAAAAGGAGACGGCAGAAAAGUCGGAAAUACCAGACAGGGGAAUAUUUGACUGAGCGAGAGGAGGAGCGAGCGGGCUACCCCCAUAGGAGGCGAAAAUCCAAAGCAGAUUUUAGGUACCGGAAGCAGAAGGAGUCUGUGCAGGGUAAAGGCACAGAGCUACGACUGAGGAGCAGGCUUUCCCCAUCCCCCCGAAAAUCUCAAGGACGCCCAGACUUUCGGAAUGGCUUUUUCCUGGAGCACUCAGACAGCUCUCCCGUCCAAGAAGAGCUAGAGAAACCAUCAGGAAAACGCAAAUGUAAAACCAAACACCUGGCAGGGAUCUGUGACGAGGGGAAGGGGAAAGGCUGCUGGAACCAGCCCAAAAUGAACCCUCUGAAGAAGCCCCAGGACUUGUGGACACUUUGUAAGUCCCGUCGGGUCAGCCCAGGGAGUUCCCCUGAAUUGCCGAUGGCCCAGAACAUUCCUCCUGGAGCUCGGCGGCUGAUUGUGAACAAAAAUGCAGGGGAGACCCUUCUGCAGCGAGCAGCUCGCCUGGGCUACAAGGAUGUAGUGCUCUAUUGCCUGCAGAAAAAGAGCAGUGACGUGAACCAUCGUGACAACGCUGGCUACACAGCUCUGCACGAAGCCUGUGCACGAGGCUGGAUCGACAUCCUCCACAUUCUGCUAGAGCACGGUGCCAACGUGAACUGCAGUGCGCAGGAUGGCACAAGGCCUGUCCACGAUGCAGUAGCAAAUGACAACCUGGAAACCAUGUGGCUUCUACUCUCCUAUGGUGCUGAUCCCACUCUGGCCACUUACUCUGGGCAGACAGCUGUGAAGCUGGCCACCAGUGAAGUGAUGAAGCGCUUCCUCUGUGAUUACCUUUCGGAUCUCCAGGGGCGCACUGACGGAGAUCCUCGAACAGCAUGGGACUUCUACAGCAGUUCUGUACUAGAGGGGAAAGACAGCAUUGGAUGCGAUCUUCUGCUCAACCCUCCAGGAAGUUCAGACCAGGAGGAAGAGGAGCAAGAAGCAGACAACUUCAUGUUUGAGUUCUCAGACAAGCCACUGCUUCCCAGCUAUAACCUCCAAGUGUCAGUCUCUCGGGGGCCCUGCAACUGGUUCCUCUUCUCCGACGUGCUCAAGCGGCUGAAGCUGUCCUCCCGCAUAUUCCAGGCCCGCUUCCCGCACUUGGAGAUUGCCACGCUGCCCAAGGCGGAGUUCCAGCGCCAGGUCUCUCUCAGCCAGGUGCUGGCGCAGGAGGAGGUGCAGGAGAGCCCCGAGCCGGCGCAGGGCGCUGCAGAGACAGUGGAGCUGGUGCACUACGAGCCCGAGCUGCUGCAGCUGCUGGGUUCGGCGGUGGAGUACCAGGCCUGGAGCAGCUGACGGGGACAGAUGGCUCCCUGCAUCACGAGGCAAUAAUAAGGACCAACGGGAAGCAGCCC